Aegilops tauschii subsp. strangulata is the source of this 2205-nucleotide messenger RNA. NCBI's taxonomy places the organism in Eukaryota, Viridiplantae, Streptophyta, Magnoliopsida, Poales, Poaceae. The record is from RefSeq and is a predicted model, not a curated record.
AUGCUCGAAGAUGCGUUUGUGAUACUUUAUAUUGAUAUCCUUGGCUAGUGGAUCUUGCUCCUUAUGCAUGAAACAUGCCAGAUCAAAGUCACAAGGUACCAACUUGUAGUUAGCAGAAUCAAUCAAUUUUAUUACCCAGAUUCUCCACCACCACCACAUGGCUGUGCAGUCUGGCACUACAAUUGAAUACAUGUUUCAUACAACAAUGUCCAAACUUUUCUUUUAUUUCAUACAACAAGGUCCAAACUAGUGUACUCAAAUUUUAACAUCGUCGCAUCUAUAUCAUUUAAGCUUGGAAGGUGAAUUAAAAAAACAUUUACUGUAGAACCACAGCCUUUUCCCUGUUCUUUAGGAUUAACAGUAGUCGGAGCAAGACCUAAUCCAAACUUGCCACCGCGCAAAGCUUUUGUUCCUCUCCAUAUAAUGAUUCUCAAUACACAGAGAACAAUCGAUGCUUUAUAUGCUUCCAACUUCACCAAAAAUAAAGAUGCUGAUGUUGGAGAAUCAGUUAGUAUGACCAAGAGGUAAUAAGAUUGUACAGAACCUUGACAAAAUAGGUUGUCAAAACUGUAAGAGUUUCUUUCCACAGAAUUUUUAUAAAUUUUAUAUAAAGUAUAUACAAGUAAGUAAAAGGAAAAGAAAUAAAAAAAGCCAUCUAUCUAUCUAACUGUGCAGCUAUACAAGAGAACAGCUAUGAAGAUAAACCCAGAAAGCUAAACCCGAACUAGGUGUUUAGAAAUAAAAACUUAGCUCUCGAAGGCACUCUGUAUAUCAAAAUCUUCUUUCUGUAAGCUUCAAACUGAAAAAAAUGAGGAUAAUGCGAAACCGCUGAUAGAUCUUGAGCAGUGGAUCUUGUUUCCAUGGCCUAAACAUGCCAGCUCCAGUCGCCGAGGCUUUAACUUUUAUUUGCAAGAGUGCCCACCAAGGAAAAUAAUUUAUAAAGGCAUGAUAAAGGUAGAUGCUAAGUUAGCGAUCUUUUACAUAAUGGCUUGAGCGUGCAAUUAUGCCAAGAUCCAUCAUACUAAACCUCCCUGCUGGUUCUUGCUGCCAAUUUUUGGAACAUGAUUAUGUGAUGGCUCAUCUCAAGGACAGUAGACACGCAAAACAAUGUACUAAACAUGAGAAGACUUAGUGUUGCCAUCUCUAUACUUCUGCCAGAUCUCAAGACAUAGCAAGCAGACAGCAUCUGGGAGAUGUAAUGGCAUGAUUCUUAGUGUCUACCAAUCAAAUGCUACUGCUUGUACAUUUCUGUAUAAAUAGGCCUCAACAGAGCAGUAGACACAUCAACCCAAAACUGUUCUUUUCUUCAACUCUCAUCACCUGCAAUACAGAGUAAAGCUUCAAGCUCAGAUAUGGCUUUCCACCAAAGAUCGAUCAGUUUGCCUUCUAGGCCUCACGCCAGUGAGACCGAAGUCGAGCUAGAGCUUCAGAGCCUGGAAGCAAGCAUCCCUUCCUCUAAUUCCAUCAGCACAAUGUGCGAUGGUCUCAGGACUCUUGCAAACAUCUACGAUGUUCUUGAAGAGAUUAUUUGCCUACCAAGCAACCAAGUUUGCUCCUCCCAGCAGAGGAGCAUGUUGGAUGGAGAAAUGGACGCUUCUCUUGAGCUGCUAGAUCUCUGCAGCGCCAUGCAAGAGAUCUUCGUCGAGAUGAAGGCCAUCAUCCAAGAGCUGCAAGUGGCCCUAAGGAAAGGGGAUGAUGCAGCUACUCGAGCCAAGAUCCAAUCCUACACCUGCUUGGUGAAGAAGUCCAAGAAUCUUUUCAAGAAGACCGCGAACAAGACUCCUGCAGAUUGUAGCAUGGUCAUGCUGUUGGCCAAGGCUAGAGAGAUCUCUGUGUCUCUGCUGGAGUCUACACUCCAUCUCUUGUCGAAGCAAAUCGAAAUGCCUAAACAGUCUCUUGUUUCCAAGGCAUUUCACAAGAAGAAGGCAGCUGUUUGCAAGGAGGAGCAAUUGUUGGGGCUAGAGUGCAGUAUCGGAGAUCUCGAGAGUGGGGCAGGACAUCUGUUCAGAAAAUUAGUCCAGAGCAGAGUUUCCCUACUCAACAUCCUUAGCUCAUAGAUACUCCCAAGUCACUCUUUUGGCGCCCUCCGAUUGGCAUCCGCCUUUUUAAGGAAUAGCUGAUCUUCAUACAAUUUUGCCAUAUGUAUACACUAUACUGUACAAAUGUACAUGAUACUACAGAAAGAGAAAGAAAAGUUUUGAUCCA